GCUCGGAGCUAGAGGCUUCCCGGAGCGACGGCGCGGCUGUCUGUGUGGCCCGAAAGCCCAGGGCCGCCGCGGCCGCCGCCAGGGUAGCGAAGUGAGGCGGCGGCUGCGCCCCGCAUCAUGGAGGGCAGCCCAGCCCCAGCCCCAGCCCGGGUCGCCACCGACCUCCGCCGCCGCCCGCGACCCAUCUGCCAGCUCCCGCUGCUGCUCUUCGGGCGCUGUCCCCUCCUCACCUGGAAGCCAACAUGAAGGAGACCCGGGGCCACGGGAGCGCCCCUUUCUGCACCCGUCUCAACCACUCCUACCCGGGCAUGUGGGCGCCCGAGCGCUCCGCCGAGACGCAGGGCAACCUCACGCGCCCCCCGGGGCCCGGGGAGGAUUGCAGCUCGGUGUCCGUCGUUUUCCCGAUCACCAUGAUGAUCACCGGCUUCGUGGGCAACGCGCUGGCCAUGCUUCUCGUGUCGCGGAGCUACCGGCGCCGGGAGAGCAAGCGCAAGAAGUCGUUCCUGCUGUGCAUCGGCUGGCUCGCGCUCACCGACCUGGUCGGGCAGCUGCUCACCAGCCCGGUGGUCAUCGUCGUGUACCUGUCCCAGCAGCGCUGGGAGCACCUCGACCCGUCGGGGAGGCUAUGCACCUUCUUCGGGCUGACUAUGACUGUCUUUGGGCUCUCCUCGCUCUUCAUCGCCAGCGCCAUGGCCGUCGAGCGGGCGCUGGCCAUCCGGGCGCCGCACUGGUACGCGAGCCACAUGAAGACGAGCGCCACCCGCGCCGUGCUGCUCGGUGUGUGGCUGGCCGUGCUCGCCUUCGCCCUGUUGCCGGUGCUGGGCGUGGGCCAGUACACCAUCCAGUGGCCCGGGACGUGGUGCUUCAUUAGCACCGGGGGAGGGGGCAACGGAACUAGCUCUCCGCGCAAGUGGGACAACCUUUUCUUCGCCUCCACCUUUGCCUUCCUGGGGCUCUCGUCGCUGGCCGUCACCUUCGCCUGCAACCUGGCCACCAUUAAGGCCCUGGUGUCCCGCUGCCGGGCUAAGGCCACGGCGUCGCAGUCCAGCGCCCAGUGGGGCCGGAUCACGACCGAGACGGCCAUCCAGCUCAUGGGGAUCAUGUGCGUGCUGUCGGUCUGCUGGUCGCCAUUGCUGAUAAUGAUGUUGAAGAUGAUCUUCAAUCAGACAUCAGUUGAGCACUGCAAGAUGCAAACAGAGAAGCAGAAAGAAUGCAACUUCUUCUUAAUAGCUGUUCGCCUGGCGUCACUGAACCAGAUCUUGGAUCCCUGGGUUUAUCUGCUGCUAAGAAAGAUCCUUCUUCGAAAGUUUUGCCAGAUCAGGCACCACACAAACAACUAUGCAUCCAGCUCCACCACCUUACCCCACCAGUGCUCCUCAACCUUGAUGUGGAGUGACCUUUCUGAAAGACAAUGAAAGAACGGAGUUGGACUUUUUAUUGCAAUUCCUGCUUCCCUGAGUUUGUGUAGUUCUCCCCAUCUGAGAAGGAGAAUUUUAUAUUUUGAUUUUGAUUGUUUCUUCAUUUUCAUCUUUUUUCAUUUUAAUGUUUUUUCUUGUCAGUAAUACCCACUGAGACCAGGUUUAUUAUGAUAAUCUGUGCCUCUGUGUGUUAAAUUGGCUUCUUGGACUGGAUUUUGAGAAUGUAUUUCAAAAGUUGGGCAGGAUUUCACACAUGAUGAUUGGUGGAAAAAGUGAGAAAGAGAAAAACCCAUCUCCCAGGAGUUUUCCCCCAACAUCAAACCUUUACCUGAAACUCAACUGAUGUGGACAUCUUUACAUUUUAUGUUGGUUUUGAUUUUACA
Molecule: messenger RNA, 1801 nt
Organism: Ceratotherium simum simum (southern white rhinoceros)
Lineage: Eukaryota; Metazoa; Chordata; Mammalia; Perissodactyla; Rhinocerotidae
Gene: PTGER3
Product: prostaglandin E receptor 3
Biological process (GO): inflammatory response; adenylate cyclase-activating G protein-coupled receptor signaling pathway; intestine smooth muscle contraction
Cellular component (GO): plasma membrane
Molecular function (GO): prostaglandin E receptor activity
Source: RefSeq, a predicted model, not a curated record